This is a messenger RNA of Xyrauchen texanus (razorback sucker), 5261 nucleotides long. RefSeq names its product ADP-dependent glucokinase-like. The coding region runs from base 265 to 1773 and encodes 502 amino acids. Gene Ontology annotation, biological process: glucose metabolic process. NCBI's taxonomy places the organism in Eukaryota, Metazoa, Chordata, Actinopteri, Cypriniformes, Catostomidae. Gene Ontology annotation, molecular function: ADP-specific glucokinase activity. Gene Ontology annotation, cellular component: endoplasmic reticulum. The record is from RefSeq and is a predicted model, not a curated record. The transcript is spliced from 8 exons.
UGCUCUAUGACGUGUCUGAUGGAACGUAAUAACAAACAAUCUACAUUGAUCAUGUUUAACAAUAUAAAUAGCUCUCACGCGAUUUGUACUUGCAGCUGUAGCCUCGAUCCCUGUGGGGUUUAAUCUGUACAUACUUACACUAUUAACUGUCCUCAGGAGAGAGUGAAGCGGAUAGUGACUUUCAGAGACACAUUUCCUCAACCAACAAGAGUAGCUCAUUUAAAAGUUGAGUUCAUCGUCUUCCAGGAACUGCAUGUUGAGGUCAUGUGGAGGAAGGCCGUGCUGGUGGCAGUGUUGGCGUUUGGGAUGGGGUACCUGUACCACACUGACCCAGAACUACCAGCCCGCGUGCUGAACUAUGUCAGCGACUCCCUGCCACAGAUGCAGCCGAGCGGUGGGUCAGAGCCCCGCCCCCUGGCCCUGGAGGAAGCCAUCGCCCGCGCUUGGCAGACCCUGAUCACCACUCCUGCCCGCUGCUGGGGCAGAGUCGCUGUUGGGGUAAAUGCCUGUGUAGAUGUGGUGGUGUCUGGGGUGGGGCUCCUCCAGGCUUUAGCGUUGGAACCAGGAUUAGGCAGGGACCAUGAUGUGCUUCACAGCAAAGAGGACCUGAAAGAGGCCUUUAUCCACUACAUGGGGAAAGGUGCCGCUGCAGAACGCUUCUUCUCCGAUAAGGAGGUUUUUCAAAGGAUUGCACGGGCGGCUGCGGAAUAUCCUGGUGCUCAGCUCUAUGUGGGUGGAAACGCUGCUCUGAUUGGCCAGAAACUGGCCUCCAACCCCCAGCUAGCGGUCCUUUUGUGUGGUCCAGUGGGGCCGAAGCUUCAUGAAUUGCUGGAUGAACAGAUCCUGGUCCCGCCCGAAUCUUUGCAGGAGACGGAUGAGUACCACCUUAUCCUGGAGUACAAACCAGGUGAACAGUGGGGUUCCUCACGAGCUCCUCAGGCUAACCGAUUCAUUCUGUCCCAUGACAUGUCCAACGGUGAAAUGAGCGCUCUGGAGAUGUUCGUGGCCAGUCUGGAGGAGUUCCAGCCCGAUCUAGUGGUCCUCUCCGGGCUGCAUAUGAUGGAGGGAAUGGGUCAGGACCUCUGGGAGACCCGACUGAAAGAGGCAGUGGUGGCCAUCUCAGACAUGAGGAACGAGGUGCCCAUCCACCUGGAGCUGGCCAGUAUGACGGACAGAGACUACAUGAACAAAAUCCUGCAGCAGCAGGUCAUGCCCAUUGUAAACUCCAUUGGUCUGAACGAACAGGAGCUGCUGUUUUUGGCACAGUCGGGAGGAGGCCCUCACGGUGACCUCGAUUCCUGGAACGGUAUACCCGACGUGGGCCGCGUCAGUGACAUCAUCCUGUGGGUUCUGGAGCAGCACGGACGGGCAGACCCAGAAUCCGAAGCUGAUCUAACCAGGAUCCAUUUCCACACGCUAGCGUACCACAUCCUGGCCACGGUGGACGGCCACUGGGGGAAUCAAGUAGCAGCGGUGGCCGCGGGCGCCCGUGUCGCUAGCAGUCAAGCGUGCGGUCUUCAAACAGUGGAUAUCACCAAGGUUGUCCUCAAAGCUCCUGUAAAUUUCUACAGUUCUUUCUCAGAACCGAGAGAGAGCCUAACAGUGGACCCAACGACACCAGUCACCGUGUGGCGUAGAGGGAACGUGUCGUUCCAUUUAACGCCCGUCUUGGUGUGCAAACAGCCCCUUAGGACAGUAGGAUUAGGGGAUGCCAUAUCAGCAGAGGGACUUCUGUAUUCCGAGAUCAGGCCGCAGGGUCAAUCUGAACUUUAGGAGUUUCGUAAGAGUUUCUAGUAAUCAAAAUAACAGGACGCGAACACAUUUCCAAGGUGUUCUAGGAACAAGACCUCGCUCUCAAGUUCUGACAUGCAGUUCAAGUGCACUGUCCUCUUCCCAGAGACUUUAUCUACAUUCGUCUGAUAUUCAUAUUUUGAAAGAUUGCACUGGGUGCAAUAAUGUAAACCAGCCUCCACUUAAAAAAGGAUAGUUUACCCAUAAUUGAAGAUUUUCGUCAUUUACUCACACUCAUGUCAUUCCAAGUCGGACUCUUCAGAAUAUUUAGCUGAGUAUCCAAAAGUGUUUUUUAUUUGUAAUGCGGACUGAGGCUGUUGCGCUCCAGAAAUAACAACUAAUUGCCAUUUAAAGUGUUAUAAAAGAAGUCCAUAUGACUAACACUUUAUUCCAAGUCUUCUGAAGCCAUUCAAUGGCGUGUGCGUGGGAGGGAGUGAGUGAGCGUGUGCGUGGGAGGGAGCGAGCGAGCGAGUGUGCGUGGGAGGGAGCGAGUGAGAUUGUGUGGGAGGGAGCGAGCGUGUGCGUGCAAGCGUGUGCGUGCGAGCGUGUGCGCGUGUGUGUGUGCGUGUGUGUGUGUGUGUGUGUGUGUGUGUGUGUGUGUGUGUGUGUGUGUGUGUGUGGGAGUGAGUGAGUGAGUGAGCGUGCGAGUGUGUGGGAGUGAGUGAGCGUGCGAGUGUGUGGGAGUGAGCGAGCGAGUGUGUGAGUGAGUGAGUGAGCGCGUGAGUGUGUGUGGGUGGAACGGACCAACAUUUAGGUCGCUAUCAGUUGAAGAUCUUCCCCACCGUCAACACUCAAAUCGUAAAUCGUUGCUAAUAUGGCGCAUUGAGGCAGACAGUUUAUCGUCAACCUUCUUUUUUCACUAUAUUUGAUUAUAUAAGAGUGACAUGAAGGUGAGUUUAAGAGGAGACGAGCAUCUUGCACUGAUAAACGGCUGCCGAACACCUACGGGUGCUAUUGGGAAGGUCGAAAUGAAAGCAAAAUAAAAUGGAGAAUGCUUUUAAAGUCUUAAACAUUAUCUCCCAAGUACAAAAACUUCCACAAAGCUAAGAGAUUAGUCUCAAACACUCCUUUCAUUUGAUGGUAGAAUAGAUAGGGAAUGAUGAACUUUUAUGUUGGCUUGACAGCCUUUGUCUGAAUUAUUUGUUUAAAGAUAGUCGAGGAGACCUUCAGAAAGAUCUAUAGAUGGAUAGACUUUGUAUUGUAACCUAGAGCCAUGUUAUAGCACACCAUGUUUGUGUUUGUUUACAUUGAGAAAACCAUUAUCCUGAACUGUUAGACAAGAUAUAGCAACAUGAGUCAGAACAGGCUGAAGGUCUGUGCCUAGUUUGGUGGAUGUAGCAAGAAAGCUGUAGGAGUUGAUCAUUGAUCAUUUUGGCCUUGCUUUAGGGAUUUUGGAAAAAGCCUAAACGAGGUCUUUAGAAAGGCUUUUCUAAAUUCUAUUGACUGAUUGCGUAUUGCUUUUUAUUUUGGCUGUUGAUACACCAAAGAUGAGAUUUUUAUUUUAAAAUUUGUUUGGGAGAGUUCACCCAACAAUGAUAAUUCAGCAAAAUGCAUAUAUAUACAUGCAUUAAAUACCACAAAUGACUUUGUUUUAAAUGCAUCUUAAUAUGUGCUCUUAAGGGAGCGUGUGGGAAUAUAGCUGUAGGUUUUUACCAGCUUUACAUGUGAAAAUAAUAUGCAGAGAAAUCUUUCGUUCACUUGAUGACUCUGUUUGUUUACAUUGGACUACUGGUGAAUCAUGUACUGUUGUAGCAUUAAUGAUGACUGUUGGUAUUUUAUAAUACUUCCUGUUUUUAAAAGUCAUGCAGAUCGUGAAUUUGUUGGUUGAUGUUUCUGGCCCUGAUGCUUUACAAUGAUAGUACUUGUACUCAUGUGAGUAGCUCUUGUCUUUCGCUUAAAGUCAAAGUUAAUCAAAAUGGACCCUAUUUACUUGCACAGUGCAUGUCUUGGUCUUAUUGUGCGCGAUUCACAUUAUUCCAAAGAAAAAACGUUGUAUUCAUAAUCUUCACCGAUGUCACCAAUCCCUCUCAACCCUUCCCACUUUUCACCAUCCUAUCAAGUCCCACCCUCCAUUUUUGUUCCCAUUUAUUUGUAUAUUUUUUUUCACCAUUUAUAUAUCUUGAGUUCGCAUUCCCAACUUUUUAAAAACGAUGUACUUCGCCAAUAUUCGGACAUACUUCUACAUGCAUAUAAUUGCAUAUUUAUAGCAACGAUUGCUUGCAUUUUUUGAUUUGUGUGUUUUUUAAAAAAAAAAAAUGGUGUUGCAACUCGCAUUUCUCUUUACGGUUGCACAAAUGAAGAAGUCGAAAGCGAACUGUCGCAAAUUAUUCUUUCAUUACGGCAGGGGCUGCGGGUAAUUUGGCUUCAAACUUCUACUGCUAAUUGGAGUGGUGGUGGUGGUGUAGUGGUCUAAGCACCAUAACUGGUAAUCUGGUAAUCAGAAGGUUGCUAGUUCGAUCCCCACAGUCACCACCAUUGUGUCCUUGAGUAAGACACUUAACUCCAGGUUGCUCCGGGGGGAUUGUCCCUGUAAUAAGUGCUCUGUAAGUCACUUUGGAUAAAAGCGUCUGCCAAAUGCAUAAAUGUAAAUGUAAUGCUAAUUUCAAAAAUACCUGUACAACGGAGACCGUAACCAAUGCUAUAUGUGGGACAAACCCAUUCCAGUCUCGAUACUAUUUAGGACAGAUAGUAUGCGAAUUGCAAUGCCAAGCUACUGUUAUGAAGAGCCGAUCAAUCGGUCAUCGUUUUGUUUGCUUGUUGUUGUUGAGAUUUAACACUGAUUAGAAGCUUUAAAAGCUCAAAAAAACAUUUGAGGGUUUUUAAUGAAUGCAUAAAUCUUUUCUAAUGUUUUCUGAUUGUUUGCACACACAUUCGAGAAAUACUGUGGAUCGCGAACAUCAUGGAUUCAUUUAGUCUUUUUACUGCCGUUCUGUAACACUCCAUGUUGAUUUAAACACUGCUUGUUUCUCAGCCUCUAUUAAGCCGGAACUUGAACAAAAACAUUUGUUUACUGCCCCGUAGUGCUUUAAAACCUUGCAUUUUAAUGCCACUCAAUUUGUCAAAUGUGUCACUACAUUUUUAAAUGUCAUUAUGAUGUCAUAAUGCGUUGCAAUGGCCAAUGUUGUAUAUAGAAUUCAUUUUCAUUGUGAUGUCAUAAUGUGAAAUCUACAAAUGGGUAAACGCACCAUUGUUUGACGCAGUUGUCCGAACAUGUUGUUUAGAGAAACUAGCAAGUUAAUUCAUCCAUGCAAGUUAUAGAACAUAAUAAAAUUGUGAUGUAGUUUGCACAAGUGUUUAUGCAAAGUAUUUUAACAGUUACUGGGCAAAACUAAGUCUUUAAAUCAUAGCAUUAAGGCGGGAAAUAUUUAGCUCGGUUGACUUGAGUAUGGAAUAUUUUUUAUAUAAAUAAAUCUGUUGAUCUAAUUAUGAAUUGGCUUUGUGUUCCCUUUGCAUUAGCAUGCAGUUAUGUU